AUGACAACAAUGAAAGAAGAAGAGAAAAUCACUCAACCUUUCAGCCCAGACGUCCUGCCCCCCAACAAGGUGAUCUGCAUCAGACUUUGUGGACACAAUUUGAAGAUUGCUAUAACAUUUGACUCGUCACAAGGUGUGUCCGGGAUCAUCUGGAAUGCUGGUGUUGUUCUGUGCAACUACUUUGAAAAAGAAGCUAUACGUUUCUCAGGGAAGAAAGUGAUUGAAUUGGGCUCAGGCACUGGACUUGUGGGAAUAUUAGCAGCACUGCUCGGUGGUGAAGUAACUCUGACUGACCAAGCAUAUGCUCUCCCACAAAUCGAGGUCAAUGUUGCUGCGAACAUCCCUCCUUCCGAUGUGCGUCGUUCAACUAUCAGCGCCCUUUCCUGGGGCCAAGACCAAAACAGUUUUCCUGCGGACUACGAUAUCAUAUUAGGUUCCGAACUGGUGUUUCACCCGAGCUCCUAUAUCCCUCUUUUACAGACACUACUGCAUCUCAGCCACAAAGAAACUGUUAUCUAUCUCUGUUCCGCAAUGAAUCCCUAUACCAUGUCCUCCAGCUUUUACCACGACACGCUACCUCCCUAUUUUAACUGCCAACUCGUUUACCGUGAUGAAAUUCCAUCAUUCAUCACCAGCCAAUUGCACGAGGUGGAAAGAGUGACAGAUUCUAAAAGAGACCACCUGUCUUGUGAUUAUUUUAAUUGA
Callorhinchus milii (elephant shark) is the source of this 705-nucleotide messenger RNA. RefSeq names its product EEF1A lysine methyltransferase 3-like. The record is from RefSeq and is a predicted model, not a curated record. Gene Ontology annotation, molecular function: protein-lysine N-methyltransferase activity. Gene Ontology annotation, biological process: peptidyl-lysine methylation. The transcript has 5 exons. NCBI's taxonomy places the organism in Eukaryota, Metazoa, Chordata, Chondrichthyes, Chimaeriformes, Callorhinchidae. Bases 1 to 705 code for a protein of 234 amino acids. Gene Ontology annotation, cellular component: cytosol; cytoplasm.